GGAGCUUGCUUUGUUUAUUUCAGGUCUCACGGCCUCUGCAAGAUUCUUUGCUAUCUAACACACGAGUUUGCUAAUUUUCCAUGAAAGGAAUGCUUCUCCGCGUUUUACUGGUGGCAGCUCAAAGAUCAGAUAAUCAACAAGGGUGUGAUUCAUCUGUUUCUACUUUCUAUAUUUGGACUAAAAUGAUAUGAAACUUGCAAAUAUUUCGUUAUGGAGUCAAAGAUAAAGCGGUUCUUGCCUUCCUAUUUUCUCUUAUUUUUUCGACUUUGCUAACCACAUGCUAAAUUUAGCCUUCUUCCUAUCUUCUUUGGCCCGAAUUUUCGGGUUAUUUUCCCUUCCAUAGGUUUUCAACUACAUCAGUUUCUCUUUCUGAUAGAACACCGGGAAAGGAGAAAAACCCAGUAACCAAGACGCGAAAAGACAAACUCGAAAAAAAGGCAAGAAAAGAGCAACAAGAACGUACUUUGCCGGGUUUUGCAUCUUGUUGAUCCAGGGAAGUCUGGUCCUCUGUUUCCAUGGAUUUGAUCAGGCAUGGUUAGACCGUAAAAGGAAGACAACAAUCAUCCAGCGGUCUGCUUAUAAUUCAGACAAGCGUACAGAGAAACCCUCCUGAAUCUUGUUUCUUGCGAGAGAAGUAUAAGGUUUUCCCGGUUUCCUUUACGCCGGAGUUUUACCCGUUUAUGUGUCAGCCAUGAACGAGAAGACCCGGAUUCUAGUUUCUCUCUUAUGCUUCACGAUUCUCCUGGUUUAUCCAAUUCGAUCAAAUGGUCAGAAUGUGGCUCUAAGCUGUGGUGCAUCAGAACCAGCGGAUGAUUCAGACAAGAGAAAAUGGGAACCGGAUGCAAAGUUUCUCAAAUCAGGAAACUCGAUUCAGGCAAUCGCUUCCUAUCAGGACCCUUCCCUCCUUUCGACAGUUCCUUACAUGACAGCCAGAAUAUUUACAUCUCCGACAACAUAUGAAAUUCCGGUUAAAGGAGACAAAAGGCAUUACCUCCGGUUUCACUUCUACCCUUCAACGUACACAGGCCUUGACAUCUCCAACUCGUACUUCUCUGUCACAGCAAACGAUGUUGCACUUCUGAGUAAUUUUAGUGCUGCGAUCACAUGUCAGGCAUUGACACAAGCUUACCUGGUUAGAGAGUAUUCUCUAGCGCCUACCGACAAAGACGUUCUGAGCAUCACAUUUACCCCUUCGGACAAGUACCAGAAAACAUUUGCCUUCAUAAACGGUAUCGAGGUCAUUGAGAUGCCGGAACUGUUUGACUCAGCUGUUCUUGUCGGGUUUUCUGACCAGACAGCCGAUGCUAAGAUCGCUAAUCUUCAGACAAUGUUUAGACUUAAUGUUGGUGGACAGGACAUCCCCGGUAGCCAAGACGCUGGUGGGUUAAUCAGAACCUGGUACAAUGAUGCGCCUUACAUCUUCAGCGCAGGCCUCGGUGUUACCCUUCAAGCAAGCGACAAAUUCAGGAUCAAUUACCAAAAAAUGCCUGUGUCUACAGCUCCAGCCGAUGUGUACAAGACAGCUAGAUCUCAAGGCCCAACUGGAGAUAUCAACAUCAAAUCAAAUCUUACAUGGAUGUUUCAGGUUGAUACAAAUUUCACCUACAUCAUGAGACUGCAUUUUUGCGAAUUCCAACUUUCGAAGAUCAACCAGAAGGUUUUCAACAUUUACAUCAACAAUAAAACUGCACAGGCAGAUCCUACCCCGGCAGAUAUUAUUGCGUGGACAGGAGAGAAAGGUGUCCCGACUUACAAAGACUAUGCCAUGUAUGUCGAUGCCAACAAUGGAGGGGAUGAGAUCUCACUUCAGAUGACUCCAUCGGCAUUAUCUAAACCAGAAUAUCUGGAUUCUCAGCUUAAUGGGUUAGAGAUUUUCAAGAUGGAUUCCAUGAAAAAUCUUGCAGGUCCGAACCCGGAGCCAUCUCCAAUGCAGGCUAACGCGGUGACCCAGAAGGAAUUCAGGAAUGACAAAAAAACUGUUUUCAUCAUCGGUUCAGCGAUUGACGCAGGAGGAGUUGCAACUAUUCUAGCAUUUGCCCUGUGCUUCACGGUUUAUCAAAGAAAAAGAAGAUUCUCGGGAAGCGAUUCACACACCUCGAGUUGGCUUCCCAUUUAUGGAAACUCUCACACCUCGGGAACCAAAUCUACUAUAUCGGGGAAGAGCAACAAUGGAAGUCACUUAUCCAAUCUUGCAGCAGGCUUAUGCCGCAGAUUCUCCUUAUCUGAGAUUAAACACGGCACCCACAACUUCGAUGAGUCCAACGUCAUUGGCGUUGGAGGGUUUGGUAAGGUCUACAAAGGGGUUAUAGAUGGAAACACCAAAGUGGCGAUAAAACGGUCAAACCCGAAUUCAGAACAAGGUAUCAACGAGUUCGAGACAGAAAUCGAACUUCUUUCAAGAUUAAGGCACAAACAUUUGGUAUCCCUAAUUGGAUACUGUGAAGACGGGGGCGAAAUGUGUCUCAUCUACGAUUACAUGGCCCUCGGAACACUCCGGGAGCACCUGUACAACACGAAGAAACCACAGUUAACUUGGAAAAGAAGGCUCGAGAUCGCCAUUGGAGCAGCCAGAGGACUACAUUACCUUCAUACAGGGGCAAAGUACACGAUUAUACACCGAGACGUGAAAACGACUAACAUAUUACUAGAUGAAAACUGGGUCGCAAAGGUUUCAGAUUUCGGAUUGUCCAAAACUGGACCAGACAUGAACGGAGGACAUGUCACGACCGUCGUCAAGGGUAGUUUCGGGUACUUAGACCCCGAAUACUUCAGAAGACAACAAUUGACUGAGAAAUCUGAUGUUUACUCAUUCGGAGUUGUUCUGUUCGAAAUCCUAUGCGCUCGACCAGCUCUAAACCCGAAUUUAUCUAAAGAACAAGUAAGUCUAGCAGAUUGGGCACUGAAUUGUAAGAAAAAAGGAACUCUGGAAGAUAUUAUCGAUCCUAACCUGAAGGGCAAGAUCAACCCAGAAUGCCUGAGGAAAUUCGCAGACACGGCGGAGAAGUGUCUUUCCGAUAGCGGAGUAGAACGACCGACGAUGGGCGAUGUCUUGUGGAAUCUUGAGUUCGCUCUCCAGCUGCAAGAGACAUCCGACGGCUCCCACCACCGUAAACCGAGCCAAGGCGGCGGAUCCGAUGAGUUUGCGGGUGGUGGAGCGGUAGCAGUCCACGUCGCCGGCGCAAACAACCGAAGCGAAGACCACGACGUCAGUGACCAGUCCUCUGAUGACAACAGUGGGAUCUUCUCUCAGAUUAUAAAUCCCAAAGGGCGAUAAGGUAAUUUUAUAUCCGGAAAAAAAUAUAUAGCCGUUUUUUUAUUUAUUUUGCCCGUGAGAGAGGAUGUGGGAAGAUGUUGAUGAUUAUGUGGGCUUUUUAUUUUAAUUUUAAUUUCGUUUUUAGGUCAUGUCACAGCUAAAAGAAAAUUGAAACAUGCCAGAUUUUU
This is a messenger RNA of Tarenaya hassleriana, 3441 nucleotides long. Its product is annotated as receptor-like protein kinase ANXUR2. Gene Ontology annotation, biological process: protein autophosphorylation. Gene Ontology annotation, cellular component: plasma membrane; plasmodesma. The record is from RefSeq and is a predicted model, not a curated record. Lineage: Eukaryota; Viridiplantae; Streptophyta; Magnoliopsida; Brassicales; Cleomaceae. Gene Ontology annotation, molecular function: ATP binding; transmembrane receptor protein tyrosine kinase activity.